AUGGUGAAGGUGUCGUUUCACUCGGCCUUGGCCCACAAGGAGGGCGGCAAGAAGGACGACGGCGAGGAGGAGGAGGAGGGCAAAGAGGGCGGCGGCCUGGGCCAGGUGCUCAUCGUGCCCGCCGGGGGCCAGGAUCCCGAGGCGGUGGUGCCUGCUCGACAAAGGAGAGCUUGGUGCUGGUGUUGGUGCAUGUGCUUUGGGCUGGCUUUUAUGCUCGCUGUCGUGAUACUUGGGGGUGCCUACCUGUACAAGUAUUUUUCACAUCAGGAAAACGGCGUUUACUUCUGUGGAAUAAAGUACAUCGAGGAUGGCUUGACUUUAACAGAACCCGACCCGGGUGCUCCAGCUCCUCAUUACCAGAUAAUUGAAGAGAACAUUCAGAUCCUGGAGGAGGACGACGUUGAGUUCAUCAGUGUGCCCAUUCCGGAGUUUGCUGACAGUGAUCCAGCGGAUAUCGUUCAUGAUUUUCAGAGGAGACUUACAGCUUACCUUGAUCUUAGCCUAGAUAAGUGCUACGUCAUUCCUCUAAACACAUCCGUUGUUAUGCCACCUAAAAACUUCUUGGAGUUGCUGAUCAAUAUCAAGGCUGGAACCUAUUUGCCUCAGUCAUACUUGAUUCACGAGCAGAUGAUUGUUACUGAUCGCAUAGAAAAUGUGGACCAACUGGGCUUUUUUAUUUAUCGCCUCUGUCGUGACAAGGAGACCUACAAAUUGCAGCGCAAGGAAACACUGAGAGGAAUUCACAAACGUGAAGUGAGUAACUGCCGGAAAAUCAGACAUUUUGAGAACAGAUUUGCUGUAGAAACCCUCAUUUGUGAACAGUGAGAGAUUACGCUUGCAACAGAAGAUUGAAAGAACCUCAUUGGCCCCACCCUUCCUCUCAUACGCCGUGAUUUUUAUUUUAAAUUGGUUAUGUAAGUAGUGGACUGCCCUUCAUAGCUGAACACCAACACUUUUUCUUCUGAUGAUACACCAUCUGGUUUUUUAAAAAUUGUGUUUCCAUAUUUUUAAAGAGUGGUUUUUUCAUGUUGAAUAGCAGUUGUAUAAUGGCUUAGUCGUUAGUGCGUUUCAUGUAAUGAGCCUUGACGAAGUAGCAGGAGGUGCAUAAUACCUUCCAUCUUCUAGCACAAUUGGAUAGAUUGAUCCCUCUGAAUUAAAAACAAAAAAUAUGUGUACAAAUUAACUGUAAACACUUGAGAGUUCUAAUGACAUAUUACUAGUGACGUGGGUGGUUUACGGAGAUCGGAAAAGAGUUUUAAUAAGUGCAAUUUCUUGGUGUGUGUUUUUGUUAAAACGCAGUCAUACUUAAGUUUCAUUUUUGCCAUGGUAUAUUAAUAUGUGUCAGUUGUAAUGAAAUUACACUGUAACUUCAGGUUACUAACAUGUAUAUAAGCUAUAUAUGUGCAAUGGAAAAUAAAUAUUACAAAUCUGUUUGUCUAAAA
Messenger RNA from Euleptes europaea (tarantolino), 1442 nucleotides. It is a transcript of the gene ITM2B, whose product is annotated as integral membrane protein 2B. Lineage: Eukaryota; Metazoa; Chordata; Lepidosauria; Squamata; Sphaerodactylidae. Gene Ontology annotation, biological process: negative regulation of amyloid precursor protein biosynthetic process. The transcript has 6 exons. Gene Ontology annotation, molecular function: amyloid-beta binding. The coding region runs from base 1 to 825 and encodes 274 amino acids. Gene Ontology annotation, cellular component: extracellular exosome; Golgi apparatus; plasma membrane. The record is from RefSeq and is a predicted model, not a curated record.